AUGGUAAUUAAACGAAAACGCAAUUCGAAUCCGACCGUACCAGUUUCGGCGCCAGAGGUUAAGUCGGAGGAGACUACAGCACCUAGUCCUACAAAUUCUAGUAAGGUUGAGCGUCGAGGACGUCCACGAAAAUUCUCAGAAUCAGAAGAACCUCCAAAUGAAAAACCAUCUAAAUCAUCUCGUACGGGUGAAACAUUGAAGAUAAUUUCUUUCAAUCCAAAAGGCAUCGGGACUUCAAAUAAAGGAAAAGAAAAAGACGUUGAGUCUGUACAUUCAGAACUCACUUCAGAUGAGCAGCAGGCUGAAAGUUUUAUCACUACUGGGCAAGAAGCUUUGACAUCAUCUCCUACAUCUCAACAAUCAACGCAACAAACUUUAUUACAAGAUUCGUCAACCUUAUCAGGUAAUGAUACAGAAAAAUCUAAAAGUACUCGCCCUCGUAGAUGGACACGAAGAAAAGUAGUAAUAAAAACCACCGGUGCUGAAAUUGCUAUACCUGUUUGGUAUUCUAGUAAGUAUAUAAAUUAG
This is a messenger RNA of Racocetra fulgida, 528 nucleotides long. The record is from the annotation of a GenBank genome assembly. NCBI's taxonomy places the organism in Eukaryota, Fungi, Glomeromycota, Glomeromycetes, Diversisporales, Gigasporaceae.